GGCGCCGCUGGGGCGCAGGGCCGCGCGCCGCGGCCCGGCCCGGAGCACCGGCAAGUUCGCUGAGAGUUGGGCGAAGUUUGGGCGGCCCGGCCAGCCCCGGCCGAGCGCCCUUCUGCGCCCCCGGCGUUCCUCCGAGCCCAGCCCCGCCGGGGGCGCCCCUCGCCGCGCGCGCGCCGGCCCCAGCCAUGUCGUCCAUCCUGCCCUUCACUCCCCCGAUCGUGAAGCGCCUGCUGGGCUGGAAGAAGGGCGAGCAGAACGGGCAGGAGGAGAAGUGGUGCGAGAAGGCGGUCAAGAGUUUGGUCAAGAAGCUCAAGAAGACGGGGCAGCUGGACGAGCUGGAGAAGGCCAUCACCACGCAGAACGUCAACACCAAGUGCAUCACCAUCCCCAGGUCCCUGGAUGGCCGGUUGCAGGUGUCUCAUCGGAAAGGGCUGCCCCACGUCAUCUACUGCCGCCUGUGGCGGUGGCCCGACCUGCACAGCCACCACGAGCUGCGGGCCAUGGAGCUGUGUGAGUUCGCCUUCAACAUGAAGAAGGAUGAGGUCUGCGUGAACCCCUACCACUAUCAGAGGGUAGAAACCCCAGUUCUACCUCCUGUAUUGGUGCCGCGCCACACAGAGAUCCCGGCCGAGUUCCCCCCGCUGGACGACUACAGCCAUUCCAUCCCCGAGAACACUAACUUCCCCGCGGGCAUCGAGCCCCAGAGCAAUAUUCCAGAAACCCCACCCCCUGGCUACCUGAGUGAAGAUGGAGAGACCAGUGACCACCAGAUGAACCACAGUAUGGAUGCAGGUUCUCCAAACCUAUCCCCGAAUCCGAUGUCCCCAGCACACAGUACCCUGGACCUGCAGCCUGUCACCUACUGCGAGCCGGCCUUCUGGUGCUCCAUCUCCUACUACGAGCUGAACCAGCGCGUCGGGGAGACGUUCCAUGCCUCGCAGCCCUCCAUGACUGUGGAUGGCUUCACUGACCCCUCCAACUCGGAGCGCUUCUGCCUGGGGCUGCUCUCAAACGUCAACAGGAAUGCUGCCGUGGAGCUCACCAGGAGGCACAUAGGGCGAGGCGUGCGGCUCUACUACAUCGGUGGGGAGGUCUUCGCGGAGUGCCUCAGCGACAGCGCCAUCUUCGUCCAGUCCCCCAACUGCAACCAGCGCUAUGGCUGGCACCCCGCUACCGUCUGCAAGAUCCCCCCAGGAUGCAACCUGAAGAUCUUCAACAACCAGGAGUUUGCCGCCCUCCUGGCUCAGUCUGUCAACCAGGGCUUCGAGGCCGUCUACCAGCUGACACGAAUGUGCACCAUCCGCAUGAGCUUCGUCAAAGGCUGGGGCGCGGAAUACAGGAGACAGACAGUGACCAGCACCCCCUGCUGGAUCGAGCUGCACCUGAAUGGGCCCUUGCAGUGGCUUGACAAGGUGCUCACCCAGAUGGGAUCCCCAAGCAUCCGCUGUUCCAGCGUGUCUUAGAGACAGUGGGUGAGGGCAGGGAGAGUGGGCUUGGGGAAAUGGCCUUGGAGGAGGUGGAGAAGAAAUUGGAACUCAGCUCACCGUUACCAAGAAGAAACUGUUCUCCGCCAAAGUGGCUCCAACCUGGUUUCGGAAACAGAAGCAAAACCAGAGACGGAUUUUAUGAACAGCCACGUCUGCUGGACAUAGUUGCCCCUUGGCUACUGCUCUGAUGCCCUGAGCACACAGGUAGUGUUUCACCAUCCGCCCCCUCACCCCAGCCUCUUCCUUAACAGCAGCACCUGGGCUGUCACUGCCCAACAGGAAAUGACCCUCUGUUCAGCUGGAGCGUGGAAGUCACCGUGGAAGGCUAUUCUCUGUAGGGAAACGCCUGCAGGGUCUCUAGCAAACCUCGCACUCAGCCCUCCAGCGCUUUGACACCUCCUCGAUUGAGCUUUCCUGGGCCCAGCGCUCUGCAGAUCCUGGACUGAGGUGGGGGCUUGUCCCCCUUCCCUCACGGAGCAUGCUGCCUGGUGUGCAGGGGAGGACAGUAGGAAAAGUUGGUGACAGACACCUCUUUAAAAACCUGAUUAUGUUUGUCCUUUCUCACGCUGAACGGUAGGAGAGACCUGCUGAGGCUCGGUACAUACGCAUGGUAUGGUUUCCAUUCCCACGUUAAUCUCAGAUUUGAACUCUGAAGUGCUCCCGGGAGCACGCGGCCGUGACGGGGGUCUGGGCUAAGGCCGCACUACACUGCGAGGGUCUCCGGUCAUUCUCCAUAUUCUCAUGCAUUCGGCUAUAUUGGUUUAUGUAGUCAGUUGCAUUAAUUAAAUGAACUUUAUCAUAUGCUCUUUUAAAUGUUUGUUUUAUAUAUUUUUAAAAAUCCCUGGUUGGCACAUUGACUGGGAAACCAGAGUUGGGACCCAGCAACGUCUCUCCCAAGGUGAAGCUUUUCCAGGUUUUGCUGAGAAGACACCUGCCAGCAGUUUUCAGAAGCUGGAAUUAACAGAGACAAAUUCACCAGAAGGGAAAAAUCUCAGGCCAACACAGGCAAGUGAAAAGGGCUAUUAAAAUUUUUUUACACCUUUGAAAAUUACAGGCUUGGUGCAAAGAGGUCUGUCAUCUUUCCCCUGGGAUAUAUGAUUAUCUAGCUCACGGCAGAGGAGCAUCAGUGACAGCUCUGGCAGUUAUAUUGUAUAAUAUAGUAAGUACUGCUCCCAGUAGCAAUUAGUGAGAAAAACUAUUAUAAAUUAUUUCAACUGGAAAAAAGCCCUUUUCUUAGACUGGCCUUUUGCGGAACACAGCAGACAAAAUUGCCACUUGUAAUUGGUACUUUAUUCUUUGCUGCUGUGUUUGUAUGAGUUAUCCCAUAUUUUUGCAUGGAAUUUCUAUGAGGAAAAAGAAAGGGAUUUCCUAUGGAAGUCCUGUCUUAUUCCAGGUGGAGAGGACAGAGUAAAAUUUCAAAUGUGAGGACAUUUCUGAUGCUAUGUGGAGAUUUGGGGAGCUCCCUGGUGCCUCACCUGCAGGAUCCUGUGCUUCUGAAGCUCUAGCCUUGAGCUUUCCAGGUAGGAGGGCUGUUCUCCAGGCAUCCUGAGGACACAGGAAGAGACAGAGGAGCACUUUCAGACCAGAGCUAGGUCUUCUCACACGGGAUCUUGGCACAGAACCCAGAGACAACACAGAAACCCCUUACGCCACCUGAGAGGGACACUACAUGGCAGGUCUGAAGCUGGGGCCUGGUGCACUCUGUGGGCAGCUUCUCAUAGCUGCAGGAAGCUACCUGAACCUUCGGGACAUGUGUUCAUCAUGCUCGAGGUCAGGUCUGACAUCAGCUAUGAAUUUCAGCUCCGACUAAAGAGCAAUACAGGGCCUCCUGGGCAGUGGUCUUGAGGGCCUAGUCACCUGCCACAUGAUCCCCAAUAGGCACGUGCCCUGCACACAGCCGUCCUCCAGGUGCAGCUGCGCCAGGAGUCCUGCUUGGUUAUAGCUGGAUGGCUUCUAAGCCCCCUCAAGGCUCAGAGCUGAAGGCUACUUCCAAGGGGAGUGAAAUUUUAGUUUUGUGUUUUUCCAAAAGCUUGGCCUUUUUUUCUUUACGGACUAGACUGCUGGAGGAGGAUGCGUGAGGAAUUGUAGGCAAGCCCACCUCUGGUGCCAAUGAAAAUAAAUGCGCUCAAACCUGAAGGUUGGGGCCACUGCAACCAUAGAGGCUGCGUAGGUAGGUGCUUCGGCCACAUUAAUAGUAGUGUCCUUCCUUUUAGUUUCAAAAGCCUCUUGUCUGGAUGGCAUUUAUACAUUAAAAACUUUAAAAAAAAAGGCUAGUCGAAAGGGGCAAGAGGACAGCAGGAUUUGAAUGGUGUGCUGACCAGGCAACGCUCCAUGCGUGCGUUGUUCCAGGCUCCCUGCCAGGCAGGGCCUUCACCCUGCGGGGUAUGCCAACACUGACCUGAGGGCAGCUAACACAGCCUUCUCCUCAGCACCUCCCCCAGGAGCCAACUUUCAUUCCCUUUUUCGCUCUUCCCUACCCCCCUUCUUCCUGACUUUAUUUAGAAACUCAGAUCCUUCCAGCAUAAAAGGUAGGUAGCUGCCCCCAGCAGGUUCGGGUUACAGGCCUGUGCUGGAACAUCAUCUCAGUUGGCCACCUUCCUGGCAGGCUGCUGGAGACCUGACAUUUUAAAAGAGGCCUAGGGCCAGGAGCUGGGCCUUGAUGACGCUUACCUGAGGAGGAGCACACGCAGGCAUGGCCGCUGGCAGACGUCUCCAUUAUCCUCACGUUUGCCUGGUUCCAGCCUUUCAUUGAUGGUGGUGAUGAUUUUUUUUUUUAAAUCGUUGUAAAUGUAUUGGAAUGAGCUAUAGCACAGGUCUUGUGCUUAGUUUUCAUUUUUCUCUAUCUUUCCUCGAGUUUUGGAAUAUUCCAGGGCUAAAUGCUUUUACUGAAACCACAAAAGAGGAGUUCUGGGUAGUGUGCAUGUCACGCAUGUAUGUGAGUAGGCUGGGGAGAAAGCAAAUACCUGAUUUCAUUCUUAGCCUGGCUGCCAUUUCUGAAGUGCCCUGCAGAGCCACGUUAGGCCAGGCUCCCGUGUCAUUAAGAGGAGGAGGAAAAAGGAACCUGCAGGCAGCUUGUGGGAUUUCAGGAGGGGUGACCAGUAGCAAGAGAGGGCAGUUUACGUUCUGGAGCCUGUUUCUGGUGGGUGACUGUAGAUGGCAGAGUUGGGAGUUUUCUCACCAUCUACACAUGUCCUUGCUCUACUACAAGAAAAGCCCAACAUGGCUCAGUGGCAACCCUUUUCCUUUUCCUUUGUGUGGCAUAAGUGUUCCCUUCACAAUGUACCUCACCCUUGUAAGGAGCUCAGCUGCUUCGCCAGUGGGUGAGAAGAGCAGACAAAUGUGCACAGAAAGAUCCGGAUCAGGUGAGGCCUGUCGGUGGAAGGGAGUCAAUGAGCUGACUUGAUACAUGGGCAACUUUUCAGAAACACAGCUAUCAAAUAAUUUGCCUGUCGUGUAAACUGGAUUGAGACAUUCUGUGACUUUUUUUUUUUUUUUUUUAUGCUGAAGUAAUGUAUACUCUAGCAUUCUGGUGUUUUUAUAUUUAUGUAAUAAUUUCUUAAAACCAUUCAAGACAGAUAUUUAAAUUUUUUUGCAGAAAGCUGGAAAGUUCUCUCCUCCCACAGACAGAGGCUAGGAGGAGUUGGGGGGCAUGCCAGUUCUGAAUAUUGGUUGAGGGGACCUUGGCUUUUUGACUCAACAUCUAGAAACCCCCAACCCAGACUGGCUACAACCAGGUAGAGCAUGUAAGAACAGGCAGCGCAAGGUAGGCCCGUCCUCUGACCCAAGCCCCUGCCGCAGGUGAGAACUUUACAGAGGGAGGGACCUACCUUCACCCCGGUGGUCAUUCACCGCCACUGCUGCUGUCACAAGAGGGCUGCUCUGGACUCGUUCUGGUGUGUUUGGGUGGGGGAUAGACGGUGGAGGAGGUCGAUGACCUUCACUUCUCAGCCAGCCUGACCUUUUAAUACCUUUGUAAAAAGCAUGUAUUUAUAGUGUUUUAGAUUUUUCUAACUUUUGUAUCUUAAGAGCACCUGUUUAAGCAUUGUACCCCCUAUUGUUAAGAAUCUGUGUCCUCUCCUCUUCCCCCUGUAAGUGCCCUUCUAAUAAACUUUUCAUUGAAAAGCUCCUGUGCCAGGAGCUCAGUCUCAUUCUUGCUGCCACAUCUGGCUGGGGAGAACAUUUGAAAGGGCGCCCAGAGGAAAAUGUCUACAAACCCAGCACAUGCCAGGCCCCACAACCUCCUAGGAUGCCCUGCUGCCCUUAUUUACUCACCAAGGGCAACACGCAGUGCCAGCCAGUCCUUACACGAGAGCGGGGGUCCUGGUCUCCUAAAUGGUGUGUUGCUUGCUCACCAUGUCCAGCCACUGCACAAGUCCCGCUGCUGAUGUCUCUGCGCUGUCGUGUGGCCCUCACCUCCUCUGCCCUUGAUGGCUGUUAGCGAAUAAUGGACCAUCACCGUCCUUUCCAGGCCUGUCUCUUCCAUACUGUCACCGAGUCCUAAGUGCCACCAAAUUCACCCGCCCACAGGCCGAGGUUGUUUUAGAGUCAUAGAUAAGAGGGCUUUCACACUUUGCAGCUCACAUUGCUUUGUUAGCUCCCACGGAGCAAAAGACUUCAGAGUUGCUUCCUUGGCUGAAUCUUACAUUGACCCCAGAUGUGGAUUAAGAAACA
Talpa occidentalis (Iberian mole) is the source of this 6158-nucleotide messenger RNA. RefSeq names its product SMAD family member 3 (gene SMAD3). Lineage: Eukaryota; Metazoa; Chordata; Mammalia; Eulipotyphla; Talpidae. The record is from RefSeq and is a predicted model, not a curated record. The transcript has 9 exons. Bases 186 to 1463 code for a protein of 425 amino acids. Gene Ontology annotation, cellular component: heteromeric SMAD protein complex. Gene Ontology annotation, biological process: regulation of transcription by RNA polymerase II; transforming growth factor beta receptor signaling pathway; SMAD protein signal transduction. Gene Ontology annotation, molecular function: DNA-binding transcription factor activity, RNA polymerase II-specific; RNA polymerase II cis-regulatory region sequence-specific DNA binding; I-SMAD binding.